This is a messenger RNA of Solea solea (common sole), 1590 nucleotides long. It is a transcript of the gene slbp, whose product is annotated as stem-loop binding protein. The record is from RefSeq and is a predicted model, not a curated record. Lineage: Eukaryota; Metazoa; Chordata; Actinopteri; Pleuronectiformes; Soleidae. The transcript is spliced from 8 exons. Gene Ontology annotation, cellular component: cytoplasm; histone pre-mRNA 3'end processing complex. Gene Ontology annotation, molecular function: histone pre-mRNA stem-loop binding; mRNA binding. The coding region runs from base 121 to 948 and encodes 275 amino acids. Gene Ontology annotation, biological process: mRNA transport; mRNA 3'-end processing by stem-loop binding and cleavage.
CAUACGGGGCUUUUCAGUGUUGGCGGGUGUUUGUGAGCGGAGGGACGUUUAAGACAGGGUCAAAAAAAGCUUCUUAAGCUAGUACUAAGAAACACUUACUUUUCUGUAAUAUUUCAGAAAAUGUCCGCGUGGGCCGAAGAGAGACGCCGUGGUGCUCAGAGCAGCCGACACGACGAAUGCACUGUCCCAUCUCGGUGGUCCCACUGCAGGAAGAGGGGGGUUGAUGGAAGCCUGCGGACCAACAGAGAUGCAGAGGGAACUGAGAAGGAAAAGUACAGACACUCUGAUUGCAGACAUUCCAGCUUCACCACUCCAGAGAGCUCAGGGCCAGUGUCUCGUUGUGGCAGGCGGACUGACUGGGGUAGCCAGGUGGAGGAUGAUGAGAUGAGGAGGGAUGUACAGAAAGACAUGCAGCGUUACAGGAGGAGGAUACUGGCUGCAGAAGGUUCCCAGAGGGAGAGAAAGACUUCCUCGGGCUCUUCUGGGAGCUGCGACUCCAGAGAGGGAGACAACAUGGAGACCGACGAGGCUGUAUUGCUAAGGCGACAGAAACAGAUCAACUAUGGCAAAAAUACGCUGGCCUACGAUCGGUACACCAAGGAAGUUCCAAAACACCUUCGUCAGCCCGGUGUUCAUCCAAAGACUCCCAAUAAGUUUAAAAAAUACAGUCGUCGCUCGUGGGAUCAGCAGAUCAAACUGUGGAAGGUCAAGCUCCAUGCCUGGGACCCACCAACAGACAAUGGCCAAGAUAAAGUCCUCGACAACAUUGAAGAGCUGGGCCUCGAUGAUGUAAUGGACAUUGAGCUGGACUUCCCAACCCUCUCUGACUCUCACAGUGCCUCAGCUUCUCUCAACACACACGGCAUUUUACUGGAGGAUGAAGACUGUAUGGGUACUCCAGUUAAAAUUCAGAAGACUGAAAUCUCAGCGCAGCCGGACUCAGUGUAGCUCUUCAUUGCUCUUCUUCAAACCCAUGUGCACACACUCAUCUCAAGUGUUCUAGUUUGUCCUAGCUUUACCAGCUUCUUGAUCUAAACAAGGCGAUGCCACAUCUGAAAAGCCUCUCAAUCUUCUGUGUCUCAGCUGGUUCUUAGUCCAGCCCUGUAACAUUUUUAUUAAGUAUUCAUCUUCCAUUUGUACCAGCGCUUGUUAACUCAUGGGAUCUUUCACAGGUUAUUCACCUGCUCUCAGGGAGCAUUCUAUCACAGCUCAACCUUCCAAUUCAAUGUUGAGUCGAUGUCACUGGUUUAGGGUUCUUCACAAAAAGACACUUCUAGCACUGAUCUGGUCAAAUUGCACAAAACACACUGCUUGGACUUGGUGCUAAGAAAACAAGAAAGCAUUCGAAAUGGACUGAACUCAAAGAUCUCUCCGAGGACUUCAAAGAUGGGCACACCAAAGGAAAAAUGUUUUUCUUUUAGGGAUUCAUAAGACUUUUUCUUUCAUGUCCAAUUUUUAAAUUGUAAAAAAGCAUUAUUAGGUCUGGGCUGUAUUUGUUUUUACAUAGGUUGUGUUUUAUACCAAUGUUAGUAUGUUUCUUAUUGUUGUUUCCUUCAUGGUGAAGACGUAAAAUAAAAAACCCAAAGUCGA